Messenger RNA from Paralichthys olivaceus (Japanese flounder), 6231 nucleotides. The record is from RefSeq and is a predicted model, not a curated record. NCBI's taxonomy places the organism in Eukaryota, Metazoa, Chordata, Actinopteri, Pleuronectiformes, Paralichthyidae.
UGGGCUACUCUUCUCUUCUUGCAGCUUUCCAGAGUUCUACGUCUGCUCAAGUAUCCAGCCGAGGACUCUGAAAACCCUCCGCAGACACCCGAGCAGGCCUUCAGGCACAUUCAGAACAUUGUUGACUUCAGCUCCAACGUCAUGAGCAGCCUGCUGGGAGAGAAGUUCAUCCACAGCGGGGAAGUGGUCAAACUGCCGCUGGAGUUUGUACGACAGCUGUCAAUCAGAGUUCAGCAUCAAAGACCAGUGUGGCGCUGUGAUAAGGUGAUGGACAUCUACAGCGGUUGUGCUCUGUGUCUGCCCAACCUGACGUUUCCAACUCUCCACCAGCCAACACACACUCCCCCCCUCUGUAUUGAGAUCAAGCCUAAAUGUGGCUUCCUGCCGUCCUCAAAACACGUCAGCAAAGACAUCAAGACUAAAGUGUGUCGCUUCUGCAUGCACCAACACUACAAGGUGGCCAAUGGGACGUGGAAGAAACGCAGUCUUUACUGUCCUCUAGACCUGUUCUCAGGGAACAGACAGAGAAUGCAGUUUGCCAUCAGUCACCUCAUAGAAGAACCUCAGAACAACUUCAAAAUCUUCAAGGGCGGUCAGUGUAUUUAUAGUAGUAAAGAAAGAAGCGACGACUCAUUGGACCUGAACUCUCUGCUGCAUCAUCUCCGACCGUACUUCAUGUACGGAAACAACAGAAUCAACAGUCACGUGACCGGCAAGGCUGUUCUCAACGACUUCAUCCAGGUCCUGGUGAACGCCCUGCUGAGUGGUGGAGGAGGGCACGGAGGGGUGGUGGCGGACAGAUGUGGUGAGGGGCGGAGCUUCUGUGAAGGCAGUGUUUUCAAUAAGGAGCGGAUUCGUCACGGCUCUCAGGGGUUACCUAGCAACAGUGUUUUGUUCAGGAUCCUUCAGACUCAGAUGUUGGACACGUUGGACAUCGAGGGUCUUUAUCCACUGUAUUGCAGAGUGGAGCAACAUCUGCAGGACUUCCCCAAAGAGAGAACUCGUCUUCAGGUCGACGGGCCGUACAACGAGGCCUUCCUGGAAAAGCUGCAGAAAUGUCAGGCUGAGGACGACGGCUCUGUGCAGUACGCCAUAGCCAAGGUUCAUCAGUACCGCAUUGCCAUGACAGCCAAGGACUGCUCCAUCAUGGUGGUCUUGGUGCCGAGCGCUGAGGAAGAGGAGGACAAUGACGAAGGUCUGUCCAGUCAGAGGUGGUUCAGAGACUUCCUCUCAACCAAACCUCCUGCCAUCUCCUACUCCGUCUCCAUUCUGGAUCUGGAUCCAAAGCCGUUCGACGCCAUCCCUCGCCAGCUGCGUCUGGACCAGAAGAUCGUCUCCUGCUACUUGAGGACUGGUGGUGCUCUGCCGAAGUCCUCUCUGCCGCCGCUGCCAGGCAUCUUCACGGCAGCAGAGAGAGAGGACUGCACACUGCUCUUCCACCCGGUGUGAAAGCCCACAAAGAGCAAGAGCAGGCAACACUACAGGCAGGAAAAAAAUCUGACGCCACACUGAUGCCUCGAAGAGAGACGCCAUGUUGAUUCCAGAGGUGGAGAAGAAUUAAAGAGCAGAGCUGUUUAUUCGCAGCAGCAUGUUCUCCUCCUCCUCCUCCUCCUCCUCCUCCUCCUCACUCAGCUCAUGUUGGCAGGUAUCACCCUCUGGUUCCUGCUGCUGCUCAGCAACACAAACCCCAGAAGAAGUUGCAGAUAAAACAAGCAGAUUAUUUUUGUUUCCAGAGAUUUUGUGAUGUUGUGGCAAUUUGACAUUUGACUCCUGUGCAGACGUGAAUCCCAACAUCACCGCUCUGUUCUGUCACAACUCAUAUCGAUUGGAAACCUCGUAACAAGCACGGUUCUUUGGGAUUAAAGAACAGGUUCACAAUGAAGUCGUUCUCACAACAAUAAUCAGGCGUCCAUAUUUAAAUAGCAGCUGGUUUUCUUGCUGAAAUUAUUUCAACUUGUAGUUAAGAGAUCUUCUCCCACUGCACUUUCAAUGUACAUACGUGAUGAGGGGCAGAAUCCACAGUCCUACUGCAGAAACAAAUGUUUCAUAAAUGAGGCUGUAGCUCAUUUAAGUUUCACAAAUAAAGUUGGUAUUUUCUGAAGUCAGUCUUUUCACACCGAGCUGGGACAGAGCAGAUCUGAAGCGUUUCCCACAGAAUGUUAAUCUAUGCGGUUGCUGUGGAGGGGAGGGCUAGGGGGGGGGGGUGUCACCCUGUGAACAUGUAUGAUGAGGGCAGGUGAACUUGUUGCAGCAACACGCACAGUGGGGGUAGUACCUACCCAUGUUGUGCUUAAUUCUGCCUGCAGAGGACGUUUAUGAAUGUUUUUAUGGUACACCAAAGAAGUGAGAGAGCGAGAGAGAGAGGGAGAGAGAGAGAGAGAGCCAGCGGGGCAGAGAGUGUUUAUGUUGUUACGAGAAGUGUUAAGUCUUUUGGAACUAUGGUCGGAGGAAUUAGACCCAGUUAGUUGCCGCAGCCAAAGUUGUCAAUGGAAACGUUUGGUUCAGUAUCUCAUUCUGAACUUUGGUUCUAAAAUCAAACGACAGAGUGUGAGAACAGUUAUCAAACGUUCUGACACCUUCCAGAGUCUUUUUAGUUCAUUUUCCACCUUCGUGUUCAGGAGGUCUUCCCUUGCUGUGGAGCGGUUGUAACACGGAGAGAGAACUUAGAACUAAACAGGGAGAGACUUUGAAAAAUAUCUGUAUAUUUGAUUUAACACAAACUGCUGAAGCCUCAACAGUCUGUGGAUUUUUUCCACACAUCAAGAUCAGAUCUCUGAACUGACAUGAAAAGUUACAGCAGAGGAAACAGUGAUUUCACUUCCACAUGGACGCCUGAGUAUAAGGAACCUGUUCUUUAACCCCCCGCUGUGUUCGUCAUGCUGUGAGGUUGACGAGCACUGAUGAUGUCAUUUCCUGAAUGUAGGUGGGUGGACCGGAGUGUGGGUCCAGGUUGUUUGCCGAAGCAUGUUAACAGAAGGACGAGUUACCAUGGUUACAGAGGAAACAUGGUGGAUCUGACUGCCAAACAGUCUCAGCAGCUGGAAGAAGCAGUUGAUAUGCUUUUUUUUUUUUUAAUUCCAUUAAUUCUUUAAUUUUUAUUCCACGUUGGAGUUUUUCAGUCCAACUGCUCACAUCAACUCAAACUAACUCACGACUUUGCUUCGUCGCGUCACAUUUGACAGUAAAUUAAUCUUGUUAAAGCAACGCGAUGCAACUUUUUGACCUCGGCUCGAUUAAAACCAGUUUGGUUUUCCACUGACUGAAUGUGGAGAAUGUUUCCUCCGUCAUUGCCGCUCCCCACCCUGAACAUCCGCUCUAUGUAACUUCGGUGAGCGCGAACGAUCGUCAGUGAGUCACAGCUUCAACUGUCAGAAUCAGGUCCAGCAAGUUGAAGAGUGAAGCUGAACUGUUAAAAAGAGUUAAACACCAGAGUUUAGCUCCGAUAUUCAACAGGAAACUUUUAAAAUAUGAAGAAUUUUAAACAGAGUUUGGUGGAUUUGUUCCAACUACAGCUUUCCUGGCCCAGUAAGCCGGGGAUCAUGGGUAAUGUCCCCAGCUCAGUUUAGUGUGUGGGACGACACAGUCAGAAAAUCAGUGUUACAUGAAUCCAUGUGUGGCUGCAGGGGGCGCUGUUGUUCAGUAAAAGUUGCAUAGUGUUGCUUCGAGGGUUCAAGCAAACCCUGAGAUAUUGGGAAUGUCUUUUUUUAAAUAUUUCUCAAACUAAACAAUUUUAAUGAAUCAAGAAAAUAAUCUGAUGAAUUGAUAAUAACUGUUAGUUUCAGCCCUUAAUGAGACAAAGUGAUGAAACAGGGGAAGAAGCUGAGUCAUCGCCUGUCGUCAUCCUCAGUGACUGUGACCGUCUCCUUUUCACUGAUGUGACUCUACAGAGGGUUUUCAAGUAGAGCGGGUGAAACUGUAACGAGAGCAGAGGCUGCUGGGAAAGAGUGCAGGCGGGCCGAUGGUCAUGCUGCUGCUCUGCUGGUUGUUGUGCCAUAAGUGGCUUGUUGUGUGUCCAUUUUGUCAAUGUGCCUAAAUGUUCUGGUAGGACUGGAGGACAAGAGUUGUGUGUGUGCGCGCGCGUGUGUGUGAGUGCGUUGAGUGUGUAUUUUGAAACACUCACUUUGUUACAGGCUGCGUUCACAGCUGAGGUCAGAGGUCGUCUGACACCAGCGGUUGUGGACGCAGCCUCGAAAUCUCAGUACCUCGAAUUCCUGACGAUCCGAAGCUCAAGGAUGAGUUCAGGGACGCUGGGAGGUUUCCGAGGACAGUGACGUCACCUGGAGUUGAGACUUGUCACUAGGUUACAGCUGUUUGACGAUUGUUGACGGGGGUUGUCUUUUUUUGGGGGGGGGGGGACUUUUCUAGUCCAGAUUAUCGCAAGUCUUCUCGUUGUCAGGUAGAAACUUUGUGUUCUCGUCGUCCUCUGAAACCAGCAGCGCUCGAGGAGGCUUCAGAUAAACUGGUAACACUUGACUUGAGUUCCUCUGUUCACAGUGUCCACUCUCCAGCCUCCGUCGCCUCCAUCAGCCACACGUCUGAAAACAAAUCACACUACAAGACUGAAGCCUCAGACGACAGAAACUCCCUCACGCUCCACUUUGCUCCCAGCGUGAGACGUGUUGUCAGCGGCUCUGCUCGGCCCAAACACUACAUCAGCAGAUUUUAGAUUCAGCUCCAUCUUUUUUGACUGAAAUCCCAGCGGCCGCAUUUCAGCGUCUGCCUGAGGUUAGAAGGCUGGAGAGUGAACGACAGUGAACUGAACCAACCACUGAUUGUUGUAACUGUUGAAAUGAAGACGCGUCGGGCAGAGCGACGAGGCAGCCGAGGUCUGGACACGUUUAGGCUGCAGCUGUUUGACGGAGACGCGAGUUUGCUUUGACUUAUUUUGAAACUUGAUCAAAAAUGUCACAGAGUUAAAGUUGUGGGACGAAUUCUAAUGUUUACAACAGGAUUCACUGCAGAGGGUUAAAUAUAGUAUACGUUUAUAAUAUGACAACAUUGAAGUUUAUUUAUCUUUAACAACACGAGGCCUCUAUGUUCACAAGUGCAUUUUAUUUAUCGAAGCAAAGUUUUAGGUCAAACGCUCAAAAAACUUUGCAGGUGCUGGUUAAAAAUAAUAAAAAAUUUCAAAUACAAACUCCCUGAAAUGUUUGCAUGUCAAUGUGGCAUCAAAUAAAAAUGACUUAUAUUGUGUCUUUAGACACAAGGAGUGGAAACUUGGGAAUCAUCUUAUGACAUAUUUCAAAAUAGUUGCAGCUUUAAAAGAUUCCCUUUGUGUUUUCAUCUCUUUCAGUAACUUCCACAUAAAAAAAACAACACAUUUUCUUAAAGAUAAAUCUCUGACGAGCUUUAAAACAAACAGUUAUGGUUAUUUGAGUUCCAACCAUUCUGAAAGUAUUUCAGAGGGAAAAAGAAACUUUUGGUCUACUUUGUGAUAAAGAAAAGAUUUUUAAGAUUUAUUUCCAAAUCCAGACCAAUACACAAGAAGGUUAUUAUGAGUUCAAGUAAUGGAAACAAACAUACCUGCUGAACUUCGUGUUUCAUUCUGGAUCCUCAAAACAGCAUUUGACAAAAUCACAAAUUAAGGUUAAAUCACAGACUUUAUCUGUUGAAAUGUAAAUAUCUAACUUUGACGUUCUUCUGCCUCCGAAGAGUUUUCAUGUGUUGAUUUAAAAGAUCUAAAAUAACAAACUAAACCAAACUAAAAACCUCGAGACAAAGCUUUUGUGGAUCUUACGUUACGUUCUUUUUGUCAACUGCUGUUUCCGAGGAAGAAACUAAACUCCUGACAGUAUUUCAACGGCAGCAGAAUGAAACCGUAAAUGAACCUUAAACAACUUUCUGGGUAUUUUAAAACAUCGUCGGGGAUUUAAUGCAAAGAUAAAACUAAGUUUCUAGAGAAAACAAAGUGUCCAGACCUCUGACCUCACAGAGACGCAGCUCCGUCAGGUGACCUGGGCUCUGAUUGGUCGGUCGUCUCUGCCUCCAGCUGCUGCCUGAGCGUCGAGGUGUGGAAACAUCGCAGCACUGUGAUACCUACAGACUCCUGAUUAACGGCGUGUGUGUAAAUAACUGAGAGAAGAGAACUAUUUGAAAAUACAAAGGCGACUCUGCUGUUUGGCAUUUUGUAUUUAAAUUAUUUAUUUUUGUAGAUUUUGACCAAUGAGCUCUGCUGUUACAGCCGUGACCGCCGAGCUCUUUCUAUUGAAUAAAGAUUUCUAAGAGACUAAA